AUGGCGGCUGCAAUUACAUUGCCUACCUAUCCAAGAGGUGUUAAGCUAUUAUCUUCUGAGUGUGUUGGUUCCAGAGUUGUGAUGCUGGGUCUUUAUGCAAUGUCUUACAAACCUACUAGUAAUUUUGGGCACGAGAAUAAUUCUCGCUGCUGUUUCUUCUGCGUACCUGAUCCUCUUCUAAUCAACAAUUUCAAGAGAAUUUCAUGGUCAGUCAGAAGCAGUGUAGAUAACAAUGGGUCUAACCCAUCUCCAACAAAUGGCACUACAGGCACAACACGAUGAAUUAGGGUUAUUAGAGAAAUUCAAUCCAAGUUAGGUGCCAGAAUUGGAGAGAUAAGGAGAGGUUUGCCCAUGAAAAUACUCUUCUUCCUAGUGGGGUUCUAUUGUUCAACUGCUUAUUCCACUGUUAUUGGGCAAACUGGAGACUGGGACAUUCUCUCUGCUGCCUUUGCCAUGCUCAUCGUGGAGGGGAUUGGGGCCCUCAUGUACAAGGCUUCUCUUCCGUUAUUGGAGAAGACUAGAAGCCUGAUAACCAAGUUUAAUUAUUGGAAAGCUGGGCUUGUGAUGGGUCUCUUCUUAGAUUCAUUUAAAUAUGAAAUCGAUGACAUUUUCGGAUUCAGCAACCCCUUCAGCUUUGUACUAGAUGCAUUAUCAGUAAUCCUUUAGAAAAUGGCUCUUUCAAUUGCUACUCACAGAUGUGUUUAUCAUUCAGGGAUUGAGAAAUGUGAUUGGUGAACAUAAGUUGACCUGACUACAAUGGCGGAGCAACAUGUUGACCCAUUUCAGAAAAUAGAAGAGGCCAGAGAGUUAAUAGGGUGACACAGAUAAAAGUGGCCUUCCUGCCCAUGAUUAACAAAUAUAUUGUAGCUCCUGACACCAUUGGAACUUUCUUCUGAUGACUGAAUUCUCUUCACUUGGCUUAUGUAAAAAGUCUGCUGCUUCGAAAUAUGGUCACGAAUACAUGCUUCAUUCUGUUGGAGACAGCAAGAUGUCAAAAAAUAAGAUAAGCGGGAAUGCUCGAAGUGGAUCGAGCAAUAUGUGCUUCCAGUCCAGCUGCUUACAAUAAUUCUCAGUCUGUUAAUCUGGAUAUAGCACCUGAUUGAAAGGCUAAACGACACUAUUGGUUGGUAGCUCUUCAGUUAAGUGGGAAGAUUUUGCAUAUUGGUGUGAACAUUAUAGCAUACAUCUUAUAAUUGUCCAGAGUUGUUUUAAGAAAGUCAUGAGAUUGCGCAUGUUAGAUCUCUGCAGCCAGUCUUGAAAUUUGAUGAAGAUGGUCUGGCAUUCGAGAGGGCAGGUACAAAUAAUGUAUGGAAGAUUGUUUCGUCCACACUGAUAAUGGUGAAACAGCCUUAAAAAUUGGAUCGUAAUUAAAUUUGGCUUUGCUUUCCAGGUCAGCUUCCGUUUGGUCCAUCUCAUCCCAGUACAAACUGCUUAAGACAUUGGCCACAUAUUUGGUUGUUCAGUUACUUGAGCAGUAGUAUGUGUAAGUUCUUUACAGAAAAGGCAAAGAAUUUUUAUCUAUCUGAUAUACUAUACUGAAUUAACAAACUACACAUAGUGGACAGCUUCGUUGAUAUAUUCAGAAGUAUCUUUCUCAUAUAUUUAGCUUUUGGAUGCUUAAUAAUCGUUUGAUGCAUUCUGUUUACUUCUAAUUGCUUAAAUAUGACUAUCCGGUGAAGUCCUGACCGGGUCAAAAGAGUGCGCAUACCUUCACCAGUAUUAACUGCUGGCCUGCUAGGAUAUUUUUUGUAAGGCACACUUGAGGGGGCCAAGCAAUUCCCUUCCCAAGUGA
This is a messenger RNA of Argentina anserina (silverweed cinquefoil), 1792 nucleotides long. Its product is annotated as ycf20-like protein. NCBI's taxonomy places the organism in Eukaryota, Viridiplantae, Streptophyta, Magnoliopsida, Rosales, Rosaceae. The record is from RefSeq and is a predicted model, not a curated record. The transcript is spliced from 2 exons.